Messenger RNA from Otolemur garnettii (small-eared galago), 3368 nucleotides. It is a transcript of the gene ZSCAN29, whose product is annotated as zinc finger and SCAN domain containing 29. Gene Ontology annotation, biological process: regulation of transcription by RNA polymerase II. The coding region runs from base 746 to 3325 and encodes 859 amino acids. The record is from RefSeq and is a predicted model, not a curated record. The transcript is spliced from 6 exons. Gene Ontology annotation, molecular function: RNA polymerase II cis-regulatory region sequence-specific DNA binding; DNA-binding transcription factor activity, RNA polymerase II-specific. Lineage: Eukaryota; Metazoa; Chordata; Mammalia; Primates; Galagidae.
GCAUGCGCCUAGGCGUCCCGAGGAGCCCGCUAGGACUUCCGGUUUGGGAGCCGGACUGGGCGGCUGAAGAGCCGGGCUGGGGCUGGACCCGAGUGGGUGAGGCUGGCCCCGGGGCAGGCGUGCGAGUAGGGUGAGGACAGCUAGAGAGGAAGACGCUCCCAGGAGUGGGCCGGAGGGUGCCCGUAGGGCGCCUUAGCCUGGUCAGGGGCCUCUGGAGGGACUGGACCACGGCUCCGAGAGUAACCCGGCCGGAGGGAGCGGAGACAAAGAGGCCGGAACCCCGCACCCGCCGCUCCUCGAGCUUGAGCUGUGCUCCCGCGAACCCGCACUGCUCGGAGCCCUCGGCCAGCACCCGAGCUCGUCCUCAGGAAACCCAUUGCUGCUACUGCCCGCUCGGACUCCCCCUCUCCAACUCAGUGUGACUCACCCCAAGCCCCCCUGGUCCUCGCUUCUGGAGGCAAAAGCGACUUCUCUCCUUUGCGGGAGGUUUCCUGUUAGACCCCUGCUGAGCAGUUACUUCAGUGAGGGCAAAACAAAGACCGCAUCAGGACUAGAUCUUUGUACAGGGUGGGACUUGCUAGUGGUGGCACCUGCGGGGACGGGGCGGAUGCAGAAGGCCUUGGGAAGGACUGCCAAGGAAGAAACUCCUCUUACAGAGAGAGACUCAUCUACAAGGACAUGGGAAGAUAGGUCUAAGUCCUGGAACCCAGACCCUUAAGUGGAGGGAAGCUGCUUUCUGCUGUGAAUGAUGGCCAAACCCACUCUGAGAGGGAAUGGCACUAACUCUGAGACCUUCAGACAGCGCUUCAGGAGAUUCCAUUACCAGGAAGUGGCUGGGCCCCGGGAGGCUUUCAGCCACCUCUGGGAACUUUGUUGUCGGUGGCUAAGGCCGGAGGUGCGCACCAAGGAGCAGAUUGUAGAAUUGUUGGUGCUAGAGCAGUUCCUGACCAUCUUACCUGGGGAGAUCCAGAAUUGGGUACAGGAUCAAUGUCCAGAAAGUGGAGAGGAGGCAGUGACUCUGGUGGAAGAUUUAGAAAGAGAGCCUGGAAGACCUGGAUGUUCGGUCACAGUCUCUGUGAAGGGGCAGGAAGUGCACUCGGAGAAGAUGACACCCCUGAAAUCAGCACGAGAGUUAUUAAGUGUUCGGCAGGAGUCAGUGGAACCCCAGCCCAGGGAUGUACCCAAGAAAGAGAGGGCAAGAAGCCCAGACCUGGGACCACAGGAGCAGAUGAACCCAAAGGAGAAGCUCAGACCUUUUCAAAGGAGCGGAUUUCCAUUUCCUAAAUCCGGUGUGGUCUCCAGGUUGGAGCAAGGAGAACCAUGGGUCCCAGAUCUGCUGGGCUCCAAGGAGAAAGAACUCCCAAGGGGAAGCCAUACAGGAGAUAAACAAGUGCAUGCUGAUCUGUUACCAUCUAAAAGAGAGAGAAGCAGCUGGGUAGAACCUGAUCACUGGGGCUUUGAGGAUGAGAAAGUGGCAGGUGUGCACUGGGGCUAUGAAGAGACCAGAACUCUCCUCGCAAUUCUCAGCCAGACUGAGUUUUAUGAGGCUCUCCGAAACUGUCAUCGAAACAGCCAAGUGUAUGGGGCAGUGGCUGAGCGGCUCCGGGAGUAUGGCUUUCUCCGGACCCUAGAACAGUGUCGGACCAAGUUCAAAGGUCUUCAGAAGAGUUAUCGGAAAGUCAAGAGUGGCCACCCACCUGAGACAUGUCCCUUCUUUGAAGAGAUGGAAGCCCUGAUGAGUGCCCAAGUCAUUGCCCUGCCCAGUAAUGGCCUGGAAGAGGAAGCCUCUCACUGUGGGCUUCUGGGCAGUGAUGCUGAGACUGAGAAGCCAGGGAAUGGGAGCUGGCAGCAUGAGGAGGGAGCAGAAGAGGCUGUGGCUGAGGAGUCUGACAGUGAUGAAGUAGAUCUGGAGGGGCCCCCACAGGAGUCUGACAACUCAACUGCACCUGUCCUAUUUAGAAGCCCAAGUGGUGUACACUGGGGCUAUGAAGAGACCAAGACUUACCUUGCAAUUCUUAGUGAGACUCAGUUUUAUGAAGCCCUCCAAAACUGUCACCGCAAUAGCCAGUUGUAUGGAGCAGUGGCUGAGAGGUUAUGGGAACAUGGCUUCCUUAGGACCCCAGAGCAGUGUCGGACCAAGUUUAAAAGCCUACAAACCAGCUAUCGGAAAGUCAAAAAUGGCCAAGCACCAGAGACCUGUCCCUUCUUUGAAGAGAUGGAUGCUUUGGUGAGUGCCCGGGUUGCUGCCCCACCCAAUUACAGCCAGGAAGAAUCAGCUUCUUGCCCCAUCCAGGGAACCAGUGAGGCUGAAGCUGAGAAUCAAGCUGAGGAGGCAGAGGAGCCCAUAGAGGAAGAUUCUGAUUAUGAUGAAGAGGACACUGAGAUACCUCCAGAGGCUGACAUAACCCGUGCUCCAGUGUUAUUCCAGAGUCCCAGUGGAUUUGAGGCUAUAUUUGAAAAUGAAGAGAAUCCAAAAUGGGAUAUUUUUGAGGAAGUACAACUGCAUAGGACACUACUUGCAAGAUCUGAACGGAAAAUUCCUUGUUGUCUUAAUCAAGGUAAAGGCAGUGAGAGUGAACACAGACCAGGAAAAGAAUGGGAAAAGACCUCAGAGGAGAAACAAGUAAAACAGACACUCUCAGAAAAGAGUUUAGGAAAAGUCCUAAGUCACCAGAGACCUUGCUUGGGAGAAAGAUCCUAUAAGUAUCUCAAAUAUGGCACAAACUUCAGCCCAAACUCCCUUCUCAUGCAUCAGCUAUCCCACCAAGUAGAAAAUCCAUAUAAAUGUGCUGAUUGUGGGAAAAGCUUCAGUCGGAGUGCACGCCUUAUUAGACACCGGAGAAUCCACACUGGAGAGAAGCCUUAUAAGUGUCUUGACUGUGGGAAAAGUUUCCGUGACAGUUCAAAUUUUAUCACCCAUAGGAGAAUCCACACAGGAGAGAAACCUUAUCAAUGUGGUGAGUGUGGGAAACGCUUCAAUCAGAGCUCAAGCCUUAUAAUUCACCAGAGAACCCACACAGGAGAAAAGCCCUAUCAAUGUGAAGAGUGUGGGAAAAGCUUCAAUAAUAGUUCUCAUUUUAGCGCACAUAGGAGGAUACAUACAGGAGAGAGACCCCAUGUGUGUCCUGACUGUGGAAAAAGUUUCAGUAAGAGUUCUGACUUACGUGCACAUCAUAGAACCCACACAGGAGAGAAACCCUAUAGGUGUUAUGAUUGUGGCAAGUGUUUCACUAAAAGUUCUGCCCUUAAUAAGCACAGAGAAAUCCAUGCUCGAGAAAAGCUUCUGUCACAGUCAGCACCUAAGCAAGCCCCUGAGGGUAUAUAAAGAAAAGAGCCUCAAAAAAUGUGUUAUUUGGAAAGUUUUCCAA